AUGUCGAGUCCUCGUCGUCUUCGCAGAAGUCCCUUUUCCUCUACCACCUCCAGCACAACAGCCCAGCGGUUUCUAGACAAUCACGCCAAUGGGUCCGCAGUCUUGGUGGGCGGGAGGCAUGUACAGCAGUUUCCAACAAGCCCACAGGCGCCUCCCAAUCAUGUCCAGUCUCAGAACCUUCAAAGCUCUCCAUGUGACUCGGCCGCGGACUUUGAAGAGAUUCGAGAAAAGUUGAUCCAAGCAAAUUUGCUAGCUGAACGUGCAAACGCCCUGGCCAGCGAGCAACGCAGCAACACAAAGUACCUCGUCUCGCUACAAGUGCCAAUCCACUGCCUGAAUCAAGCGAAACGGAAAAGUCGCCAGCUUCAGUGUGAACCUGUCAUUGAACUUCACAGCGGCGGCGUUCGGGUAAGAUCGAUGAGUCUGGCUCGAAUGCAGGACAAUCUGAGGGAUCUGGAGUCGAACAGGGGCAGCAAAGUCGACGCCGAGUCCUCUUCCAGUUCCACACCAAACCAAGCAAACGACGCAAAGCGGUUGCCUCUGUGGCCGACAGGAUCACAUCAGCAAAAUGCCGACCUAGUAUUGAUCGGCGUCGCCAACUUGUACUUCCGUUGUCUCCUCUUCGUCAGCGAAUUUUCCUACUCCGUUCCCAUUCUCAACCCACAAGGCGAGAUCUUCGGACGCGUAUUGGUUGAACUCCUGACAGCUAUUCGCUCAGAGGAUCGACAACCAGACGAGCUACUGGACGUCCCCGAUCCAAUCGACCGAGAACAAAGUGAUUUUGGCGGAAAUGUGUUGGAGGUGAAAGUCACGAUUCGGGAGGCCACGGGGAUACCGAAUUCCUUCAGCAGAAAGAUUCUGUGUCACUAUCAAAUGCUGGGCCACGAAGAACCGGUCGUGGUCCUACCCAAACCCGACUGCUUCGCAGGCUACACCACAACAGACCCGGGAGGUCAGGAGUACGAGCGCACUCAACGCUGCACUUUCGACCACACCCGCUGCUUCCAGUUGCCACUGGCACGAGAGACACUCAAACAAUUGGCGCAUUACGCACUCUCAAUUGAGGUAUACGGAAACUUACAGGAGGUCAGAAGCGGCAAUCUCGUCCGUCGAAUGACCUCGAACCGUGGUCAACUGCAGCAGCAGCAACAUUUGAGUCGACCAAUCACCACGGCGACAGAGCACCAACGCGCCACAAGUCCGCAGCCCGUGAGAACAAUGAAACUGCGUCGUUACAAAUCCGACCUCGCCGACAGACGAAAACCCGCCCUUCAGACUUCGCCUGCAGCCGCGGCCAUGAACGGACUCUCCAGCGAGGCGGCUUCCAGGCUUGCCGAGGACUGGCUCAAGGUCCAACGCAGAAUCGAUUUCUGGGUGGCAAUUGAAGAACUCAUGGAAGACGUGAGUACCACACGUACUGAUGUUCUUUUGAGCGCAUGCCUUAGUCGUUAUAGAUUUCUACUUUAA
Mesocestoides corti is the source of this 1467-nucleotide messenger RNA. Lineage: Eukaryota; Metazoa; Platyhelminthes; Cestoda; Cyclophyllidea; Mesocestoididae. The record is from the annotation of a GenBank genome assembly.